Molecule: messenger RNA, 1448 nt
Organism: Trifolium pratense (red clover)
Lineage: Eukaryota; Viridiplantae; Streptophyta; Magnoliopsida; Fabales; Fabaceae
Product: ALA-interacting subunit 3-like
Exons: 9
Coding region: 290-1315 (341 amino acids)
Cellular component (GO): plasma membrane; Golgi apparatus; endoplasmic reticulum
Source: RefSeq, a predicted model, not a curated record
AUUUGUAUUUAUUUGACUGGUCUCUUUGGUCUCUCCCUCAUGUUGUUGUUGUCCCUUUCUCUCUCUUUCUUCCUCUCUUCUGUUCUUCUUUCAACCUAAAUAAACACAAAACAUAGAGAGAGAAACUCAAAGAGAGAGAGAGAGAAAGAGUCACCGGCCGCCCCUGUCACACGAAACCUCCUUCCUUCUUCCUUUCUUUAUACAAAGUCAAUUCUCUUUUCCACCUGCUUAACCGUUCUUUGCAAAAAGGUCAACUAUUUUUUCAAGAAGGGAACUGUUUGAUUCUGUUAUGGCAACAAAUAGCGCUGGAUCCAAUGAUCCUACUGUUAAUAGAAGACAAACUAAACGACCCAAGUACUCGAAGUUUACGCAACAAGAACUUCCAGCAUGCAAGCCUAUUCUAACACCACAAGCGGUUAUUUCAGCAUUCUUGAUUGUCACCGCCAUAUUUAUCCCUAUUGGAGUUGCUUCGCUUAUUGCUUCACGAGAUGUUGUUGAAAUUGUUGAUAGGUAUGAGGCAGCGUGUGUGCCGUCAAAUUGGACAGACAAAAUAGCAUACAUUCAGAGUGGUGCCGAUAAAACUUGCAAAAGGGAGCUGCAUGUUGAGAAGCGAAUGAAGUCUCCUAUCUAUGUUUACUAUCAGCUUGACAACUUUUACCAGAAUCAUCGUCGGUAUGUGAAAAGCCGAAAUGAUGAGCAAUUGAGGGAUGCUGGAAAAGGAAACUCAACAAGUGGUUGUGACCCUGAAAGCAAUGUAGAUGGAGUGCCAAUCGUACCUUGUGGUCUUAUAGCUUGGAGCAUGUUCAAUGAUACAUACAGCUUCUCGCGCAACAACAAUAAUGUGACAGUGAACAAGAAAGGAAUCUCAUGGAAGAGUGAUAGGGAUCACAAAUUCGGAAGUGAUGUUUUCCCUAAAAAUUUCCAGAAUGGUACUAUUAAAGGUGGUGCUAGUCUCAAUGAAACAAUACCGUUGAGUCAGCAAGAGGAUCUUAUCGUUUGGAUGCGAACUGCGGCUUUGCCAACUUUUAGGAAGCUUUAUGGAAAGAUUGAGGUGGAUUUGGAGAAAGGUGAUGUGAUAAAUGUGGUAUUGCAGAAUAACUACAACACAUACAGUUUUAGUGGCAAGAAGAAACUUGUAUUGUCAACUACUAGUUGGCUUGGUGGAAAGAAUGACUUCCUUGGCAUUGCUUAUCUCAGUGUUGGAGGAUUGAGUUUCUUUUUGGCAAUGGCUUUUGCUAUUGUAUAUUUUGUCAAGCCAAGGCAACUUGGCGAUCCAUCAUACUUGUCAUGGAAUAGGAAUGCAGCAGGGCAGUGAGCAGAGGAAGCUAGUUGUGCAUUAUCUUCCAGGAUUGCCUUGUGUAUUUUUAUUAUUCUACAUACUACAGUGGCUGUGUUAUUUUGUAAAUCAAUGUUAUUAAUACAUAUUCAUACAAAUAACUUUUCAGACA